AUGGAUUUAACGGUAGAAGCAGGCCCAAAUCCCAGGACCCCCGAAAAAGAACCCAGCAAUUCACGGGUCUCGAGCACGAUGGCAACUAUCCAUGACGAUGAUGAGCUGCUGCUGGCUCGAAUCGGGUAUAAACAGGAAUUGCGGCGAGAAUUCUCGAAAUGGUCGACCGUCUCGUAUGCCAUUUCGAUUCUAGGAGUCCUCGGUUCUGUCCCGGCGACUUUCGGGGCGCCGCUGGCCGCUGGCGGCCCAGCAACUGCCGUCUGGUGUUGGCUGAUCGGGUCUUGUAUGGCCUUGUGCAUCGGUAGCUCGGUGGCGGAACUAGUAUCAGCAUAUCCCACGGCGGGAGGAAUGUACUUUGUGACGAAACAUGUCGUUCCUCCAGAUCAAGUCCCUGUUUUCUCCUGGAUACAAGGCUGGUGCAAUCUCCUGGGUCAAACAGCGGGGGUGUCCAGCGUGGCAUAUACGGUUAGUCAAAUGCUGCUGGCCUGUGUCAGUAUGAACUCGGAUCUUAUCGAUGGGAAAUAUACAUAUGAACCAACGGCUCUGCAAACCGUGCUGCUGUCGAUUGCAAUCCUGUGUAUCCUUGGAGUUAUCUGUUCUUUGACUACCAAGUCUCUACAUCGGAUCAUUUUAUGGUUUGCUCCGAUCAACAUCAUCGCAACUAUCUGCAUCUGCAUCUCCCUGGUCACGCUUACACCCGAUCUGCAACCAGCUUCCUGGGUUUUUGGCCAUUUCACGGAUGGCUCCGGAUGGGGUUCAAAGGUGUUCUCCUUUUUCUUGGGUUUCUUGUCGGUUGCUUGGACAAUGACCGAUUAUGACGGGACGACACACAUGUCUGAAGAGACACACGAUGCCGCCGUGCAAGGGCCAAUUGCUAUCCAAACGGCCGUCAUAGUAUCUGGUGCAUUUGGAUGGCUACUCACUGUCUCCAUGUGCUUCUGUUUGACUGAUUUCGAGGGCAUCCUCGACUCUCCCACAGGUCUUCCUGCGGCACAGAUUUUCCUGAAUGCCGGUGGCAGGCGAGGAGGCACAGUCAUGUGGGCAUUUGCCAUUCUUGUUCAAUCCUUCACGGGGUGUUCAGCUAUGCUAGCGGACACUAGAAUGGCAUUUGCGUUUGCCCGAGACGACGCUCUUCCGUUUUCAAAAAUCUUAUCCCAAGUCAAUUCUCGCACCCACACUCCCGUCAAUGCUGUGUGGUUUGUCGUGAUCUUCAGCAUAUGUCUGAAUUGCAUUGCAAUUGGCUCUACCCAAACGGCCACAGCUAUCUUCAGUAUCACUGCCCCAGCACUGGACUUAUCUUACGUGUCUGUCAUUCUUGCACACCAGCUAUACAAGUCCAAGGUCAAGUUCAUCGAGGGUCCUUUCACACUUGGUAAAUGGGGAACUCCCAUCAACUAUGUGGCUGUGUUUUGGGUCUUGUUCAUCAGCACCAUUCUGUUCUUCCCGCCACAGCUUCCAGUAACACCGGCAAACAUGAACUAUGCCAUCUGCGUUGGUGGUUUCAUUGCUGCAUUUGCUAUGAUUUGGUGGUGGACCGCAGCUCGAGGGUAA
Messenger RNA from Penicillium olsonii, 1551 nucleotides. The record is from the annotation of a GenBank genome assembly. NCBI's taxonomy places the organism in Eukaryota, Fungi, Ascomycota, Eurotiomycetes, Eurotiales, Aspergillaceae.